Molecule: messenger RNA, 780 nt
Organism: Schizophyllum commune H4-8
Lineage: Eukaryota; Fungi; Basidiomycota; Agaricomycetes; Agaricales; Schizophyllaceae
Exons: 3
Coding region: 426-644 (72 amino acids)
Source: RefSeq, a predicted model, not a curated record
CACUGUUCAAGUUGACGAAAACCACAUCAGCGCUCUCAGACGCCUAUAUCGCCCAAACAAACCCCUCUAACGCAGGCCAUUAAGCGGCUUUGAUCUCGUCUCCCCCGUCCCAUCUCGUCGCUAGAAAUUGCUCUCCACCUCUGAAUAGAAGAGGCGGGUAAUCUAUGCUAUGCGACACUCGUACGCCGCAAGAGCAUCCCUCGGUCGCUACGCUUCCUAUUCUCUCGAGGACCCACGAGCCUUGCCCGCAACUCUCGACGCUCCACCUCUAUAGUAGCGCCCAGUAGCAGGGUGGCUCGCGGCGUCUACGGACAUGUCCUUUCAGCCUGCUGUGGACGUAUAAAAGGCCAGCGCGAAGGUUCUCUUUCCUCAUCAGCUACAGCCCUUCAACGCCCUCGCACUUCUCUUCCACCCACACCAACAAGAUGAUGUUCAAGCUCUCCACCGUCACCCUCGCCGCAUUCGGCGCUGUCUUCCUUCUCGCGGGUCAGGCUCACGCGCUCGCGGACAACCCAGUCGACGCCUGCAACGGCAGCAACCACUACGGCGAGGGUCACUCAUGCUCAUACAAGUCCGCCGAUGGCCAGGUCGAUGGCUACUGCCACUUCACUGAGACCAACGUUUUGACCUGCGACCCUGCUUAGAUUAGGAAGUAACGGCUAUAGCCUAUAGGAGAAAGGAAGCUCGAAGGCAGCGGGGCGUGUAUUUAUGAUGUUUAUCUAUUGGUGCACGCUAUUUAUUCGCUCUCGAUGGCUCAAAGUCUGGAAUGCUAUGCACGAU